CUACUGUUUUAAAAUGAGAAACAGCGUGGGAUUGUGUCUACUGCUUCGGAUGGAUUAACGACAGAAAAUUAAAAAUAUAUAAUAUAAUUGGACUUGCGUUAAGUUUACGUAUGCAUUGUAUGAUGUAGUUGUGGCCAUAUUUUCAUCUUACUUUCAAAUAAACUUAAGCUUUGUUUCAGUUCAACGCAGAUGGUUUUAGUUAUUUUUUUAAAUGUAAUAACUACUUACAACUCAUUACAAUGAACGUCAUCAUAAGAACUGGCUUCCAAAAUGUUUCACACCACAUUUCCUUUCAACCUCUAACCGAAAAGAAAGGACAGUACCUAGUCAAUGCAAAACAUGUGCUCAAGAAUACAGAAAGAAUGGUGAAAGUUAUCUAAUUGAAGCUGAAAUAAUUAGGCAAGCUAGUGUAUCGGAAGCACCAUACAAAACAUCUUUAACCAUCAAUGCUGCUCGUCAAGUAACAGGAGUAUCCUACAACUGUGUAUAAUAAAAGUGAAAGGUGUAAGCAUGUCGCAGCUCUUAUUCGCUAUGUCAACACCGAAGAAAGCUUGUCAAAAACGAAUCAUGAGCAAGAAUGGGGGAAGCCAACUGUACGUCAAUUUAGUAAAGAACAAUAUUCCAAAGGGAAAUAUUUUUACGAAAUGUUCCCACCUGCGCAAAAGCCAUCAGACACGAAACUAUGUGCUGUAGAUGUAUGUGAACUAAAAGAAUCAUGUGCUCUAAAAUUGGUGUUAAUUGCUGCUUCAAGAAAUCAAGAUGAGCGAGACAAGCUAUCAAUAAAACAUUUACUCAGUUCGAUGUUGCUAACUGUUGAAGUGAAUCUCAAAAGAGAAGACUGUGAAGCUUGUUUAUGCAAUUUUUUUAUAUUUUGUAACGAGCACCCAAUAUAUAAAAAUAUCUACGUACUGGAAAGUAGCUUGCAGAAUUUUUAUGAAACUCAUAUUGUGAUGAUGGAAGAAGAAAUUGUUAAAUUGUGCUGUGAUACCUUAGGACAGUCUACAUGUGAUAAUUGGUUUGCAGCUAGGGUUCUUCGAGUAUCUGCAAGUAAAAACACCCACAGUAUAAAAACAAGAGCAAAGAAAACUGUUGAAUCUUUGAUCUCGGGUAUGCUUUAUCCUAAGAAAAUAUCUACUCCGGCAACUCAAUAUGGAAGCAAGCAUGAAUGUGAUGCUAAAAAGGAAUAUGAACAGAUAUUUCACUGUGAUGUUAAACAAAUUAGGUUAAUUGUUUGUAAAAGUAAUCCAUGGCUGUGUACAAGUCUUGAUGGAGUUGUUAUAGAAGACGGUUGUAUCACAAAAAUAGUGGAAUUCAAAUGUCCAUUUACGUGUACUGAUCAACCUGUAGUAGAUUACAGUAACAAGAAGUGUAAUGUCAGUUAUUUGUAUUUUUUUGGUGGUACCGUACAAUUGAGAGAGUCUGCAAUAUACUACACGCAGUGUCAAGUUCAAAUGUAUGUAAGUGGAUUGACAAUUUGUGACUUAUUUAUUUACUCACCUGUCACAAAUGGAAGCUGUAUCAUCCAAGUUCAUAGAAAUGAAACAUUCUUAGAAAAUAUAAUUUAUAAGUGUGAACAUUUCUACUUUAAUUAUUAUUUACCUGCUGUAAGAGAUUUUUUUUUUUACAUGGCAUUUGGAACUCGAAAGUUCAUCGCCUCAUCUACGCAAGGCUUCCACGCUGCCCUAUCUUGUGUCAACCCCACCCAAGAUGCACCUCUCCGAUCGACACCCACCCGUCCUAUUACUACUAGAUCCGCAUUUACGUUGUCCUCCCAUCUACGUCUAGGUCUACCUACAGGUCGCGUUACCAUCGGCCUGCCCUUCAUGACACGCGCUGCCGUACGGUCGUCUCCCAUUCUCGCUACGUGCCCUGCCCAUCCCAAUCUGCGCGAUUUUAUUAUUCUGUUAAUAUUUGGUGACGCGUACAGAUUGUGUAACUCAUCAUUGUGUAGUCUCCUCCAUUCCCCGGUUUCCUCAUCUUUCUUCGGCCCGUAUAUUUUUCGCAAGACUUUAUUUUCAAAUACCCUAAAACGGUUGUCCGCCUGCUUAGUGAGAGCCCACGUUUCGCACCCGUACAGAACCACCGGCAGUAUUAUUGUCCUGUAUAUUCUUAUUUUAACGUUUUUAGACAACAGCCUCGACUUAAGUAAAUUACUCACGGCGUAG
Molecule: messenger RNA, 2165 nt
Organism: Nasonia vitripennis (jewel wasp)
Lineage: Eukaryota; Metazoa; Arthropoda; Insecta; Hymenoptera; Pteromalidae
Exons: 3
Coding region: 645-2165 (506 amino acids)
Source: RefSeq, a predicted model, not a curated record